GCGGCCCAUGGGGAGAGUCAGCCGGGCGGGCCGGCAUUAAACUGAAAAGAAGAUGUCCCUGUAUGACGACCUGGGAGUGGAGACCAGUGACUCCAAAACAGAGGGCUGGUCCAAAAAUUUCAAACUUCUGCAAUCUCAGCUCCAGGUGAAGAAGGCAGCUCUCACUCAGGCAAAGAGCCAGAGGACAAAACAAAGUACAGUCCUUGCCCCCGUAAUCGACCUAAAGAGAGGCGGCUCUUCAGAUGACCGGCAGAUUGUGGACACCCCGCCACAUGUAGCAGCUGGCCUCAAGGAUCCUGUUCCCAGUGGGUUUUCUGCAGGAGAAGUUUUGGUUCCCUUAGCUGAUGAAUAUGAUCCUAUGUUUCCUAAUGAUUAUGAGAAAGUAGUAAAGCGCCAAAGAGAGGAACAACAGAGACAGCGGGAGCUGGAAAGUCAAAAAGAAGUAGAAGAGAGAGAGAAGAAGCGUAAAGACAGACAUGAAGCUAGCGGGUUUUUAAGGCGACCAUAUCCAGAUUCUGAUGAAGAUCAAGAUUAUGAACGAGAGAGGAGAAAAAGAAGUAUGGGCGGAGCUGCCAUCACACCUCCAACUUCUCUUAUAGAGAAAGACAAAGAGUUACCUCGAGAUUUUCCUUAUGAAGAGGAUUCAAGACCUCGUUCACAGUCUUCCAAAGCUGCUAUCCCUCCCCCUGUAUAUGAGGAACCAGACAGACCCAGAUCUCCAACCGGGCCGGGCAACUCCUUCCUUGCCAACAUGGGUGGCAAGGUUGCACAUAAAAUCAUGCAGAAGUACGGCUUCCGGGAAGGCCAGGGUCUUGGGAAGCAUGAGCAAGGACUGAGCAUGGCAUUAUCAGUGGAAAAGACAAGAAAGAGAGGAGGCAAGAUUAUAGUGGACGAUGCCACGGAGAAAGAUGCAUCCAAGAAGUCAGAUUCAAAUCCAUUAACUGAAAUACUUAAGUGUCCUACUAAAGUGGUCCUACUAAGGAACAUGGUUGGUGCAGGAGAGGUAGAUGAAGACUUGGAAGUUGAAACCAAGGAAGAAUGUGAAAAAUAUGGCAAAGUUGGAAAAUGUGUGAUAUUUGAAAUUCCUGGUGCCCCUGAUGAUGAAGCAGUACGAAUAUUUUUAGAAUUUGAGAGGGUUGAAUCGGCAAUUAAAGCUGUUGUUGAUCUGAAUGGGAGGUAUUUUGGUGGACGGGUGGUAAAAGCAUGUUUCUACAAUUUGGAUAAAUUCAGGGUCUUGGAUUUGGUGGAACAAGUUUGAUUUUAAGACCUAGAACACGAGUCACCUCCAGUGAUCCUUAAAUGAACUGCAAGCUGAGCAAAGAAGAAAAAUCCAGCCUGCGUGGCUGUUGGGUACAGAGAUUCUUGGAAAGACUUCUAAGAUAUAUGUUGAUUGAUCCCUUUUUUAUUUUGUGGUUUUUUAAUAUAGUAUAAAAA
Molecule: messenger RNA, 1434 nt
Organism: Talpa occidentalis (Iberian mole)
Lineage: Eukaryota; Metazoa; Chordata; Mammalia; Eulipotyphla; Talpidae
Product: splicing factor 45-like
Biological process (GO): alternative mRNA splicing, via spliceosome; mRNA cis splicing, via spliceosome
Cellular component (GO): precatalytic spliceosome
Molecular function (GO): RNA binding
Source: RefSeq, a predicted model, not a curated record